UGCCUCUAGUCUGGAUGGCUGGAGUAUUUAAAGAUUGUCCAAACCAUCCCUCUGUCACACUCUCUCCCUCUAACUCUAUGCUGAAAUAUAUUGCUCUUCUCUUCCAAACUCCUUAGGUUGAUAGAAGAUGGCAACUGCAGGAAAAGUGAUUAAAUGCCGCGCUGCAGUGGCAUGGGAGCCAAGCAAACCCCUGGUGAUGGAGGAAAUUGAGGUGGCUCCUCCCCAGGCACAUGAGAUUCGCAUCAAGAUAGUCGCCACGGGUGUGUGCCACACUGACCUGUACCACCUGUUUGAGGGGAAACACAAGGAUGGCUUCCCUUGUGUCCUGGGUCACGAAGGGGCUGGGAUUGUGGAGAGUGUGGGGUCUGAAGUGACCAAGUUCAAUCCAGGUGAUAAAGUCAUCCCUCUGUUCAUCUCCCAAUGUGGCCAGUGCCGGUUCUGCAAGAGCCCAAAGACCAACCUGUGUGAGAAGGGCUGGGCCAGUGAUAGGUAUGAUGUGAUGUCAGAAUCAGACACCCGGUUCACCUGUAAGGGGAAGAAGGUGCUGCAGUUCAUGGGGACCAGCACUUUCUCAGAAUACACCGUGGUCAAUGAGAUCGCCGUGGCCAAGAUCCAUCCCUCAGCCCCUCUCGACAAGGUCUGUCUCCUUGGCUGUGGAGUCGCCACCGGAUAUGGCGCAGCCCUUAACACAGCCAAGGUGGAGCCAGGAUCUACAUGUGCUGUGUUUGGCCUGGGAGCUGUUGGGUUGGCAGCGGUCAUGGGUUGCAAAAACGCUGGGGCCAAGAGGAUCAUCGCCAUUGAUAUUAACCCGACCAAAUAUGAGAAGGCCAAGGUCUUCGGUGCCACAGAGUUUGUCAACCCCAAGGACCACAACAAACCCAUCAGUCAAGUGCUGUAUGAGAUGACCAAUGGAGGAGUGGACUUUUCCCUGGAAUGUGUGGGGAGUGUGGCCGUAAUGAGGAGUGCCUUGGAGUCGUGUGUUAAGGGAUGGGGAGUAAGUGUGCUGGUCGGAUGGACUGACAUGGAUGACUUUGCUGCCAGACCCAUUCAGCUCAUAGCUGGCCGCACCUGGAAAGGAUCUCUGUUUGGAGGUUUUAAGAGUAAGGAUGGUGUGCCCAAGCUGGUGAAUGAGUACCUGGAGAAGAAGUUGAAGCUGGAUGAGUUUGUCACCCACAACAUGACCCUGGCCCAGGUCAACGACGCCAUCCAGCUCAUGAAGACAGGAGACUGUAUACGGUCAGUCCUGAGUGUGGCACUGCAGUAAGAGGGUCAACUCAACCCAGCCAAUCACACUUAUUUUUCCUGCUCAACCAAUCAACGAGCAAAACUAUACAAUAUGGCUUGAUAAACCAAUGAUUCACUAUAUCACAAUAUGUAUUAGUGGGGUGAAUACUCAAUGGUAGGUAGCAUACUGCAGGCUUUCUGCUAGUAACCAUUGUAACAACAAUGAUAAUCAUGUUUUUAUUUUGUUAUGUUGCCUGGAAGCCAAUUAUGUUUCUGCUUUAGUCAUUGUCAAGUGGGAGUAGGAUAAAGUACAAAGAGAUCUGGCUAUCAUGUCAUGUAUGUCAGUUUUGAAUAAAACCAUUCCCUACUUCUCA
Molecule: messenger RNA, 1598 nt
Organism: Salmo salar (Atlantic salmon)
Lineage: Eukaryota; Metazoa; Chordata; Actinopteri; Salmoniformes; Salmonidae
Product: alcohol dehydrogenase 1
Biological process (GO): formaldehyde catabolic process
Cellular component (GO): cytosol
Molecular function (GO): S-(hydroxymethyl)glutathione dehydrogenase [NAD(P)+] activity; zinc ion binding; alcohol dehydrogenase (NAD+) activity
Source: RefSeq, a predicted model, not a curated record